Molecule: messenger RNA, 1544 nt
Organism: Calliphora vicina (urban bluebottle blowfly)
Lineage: Eukaryota; Metazoa; Arthropoda; Insecta; Diptera; Calliphoridae
Gene: shv
Product: DnaJ homolog shv
Exons: 3
Coding region: 174-1241 (355 amino acids)
Biological process (GO): protein folding; protein maturation
Cellular component (GO): endoplasmic reticulum
Molecular function (GO): misfolded protein binding
Source: RefSeq, a predicted model, not a curated record
CGCAGACCACGCAGUUGUCAUAAUUUUUUUUCUAACAGAUACCGUGGAAUAAAUUUUUGCAAGCAAAAAACAUUAAUAAAUUAUGUAUUUUUAAAAGAAAAACAGUAUAAAAUUAAUAUACCUAUAGUCAAUAAUUCCUAACAAAUAGAAGUAAACAAAUAAAUACAAAAACAAUGAGAAUAAUAGCCGUAGUUUUACUAAUACAAAUUGCUGUAUGUCUACUGGAUUCGGCUUUGGCCGGAAGGGAUUUUUAUAAAAUUCUAAAUGUCCGCAAAUCUGCCACAACAAAUGAAAUAAAGAAAGCCUACAGAAAACUAGCCAAGGAACUGCAUCCGGACAAGAAUAAAAAUGAUCCCGAUGCUUCAACGAAAUUCCAAGACUUGGGUGCCGCCUACGAAGUGCUGUCCGAUGCGGACAAACGUAAGACCUAUGACAGAUGCGGUGAAGAGUGCUUGAAGAAGGAUGGCAUGAUGGAUCAUGGCGGUGAUCCGUUCGCCAGUUUCUUUGGUGAUUUUGGUUUUAAUUUCGGCAAUGGUGAUCCCCAUCAGCAUGACACUCCCAAAGGAGCGAAUAUUGUCAUGAAUAUGUUUGUCACAUUGGAGGAAUUAUAUUCGGGUAAUUUUGUGGAGAUUGUAAGAAAUAAGCCAGUUUUGAAGCCUGCUGCCGGUACAAGAAAAUGUAAUUGUCGCCAAGAAAUGGUAACACGAAAUUUGGGUCCCGGUCGUUUCCAAAUGAUACAACAAACUGUCUGUGAUGAAUGUCCCAACGUUAAGUUGGUGAAUGAGGAACGCACUUUGGAAAUUGAGGUGGAAGCCGGUAUGAUUGAUGGCCAAGAGACGAAGUUUGUGGCCGAAGGUGAACCCCAUAUGGAUGGUGAACCGGGAGAUUUAAUUAUUAAGGUUUUACAAAUGCCCCAUGAACGUUUCCAACGGAAGGGCGAUGAUUUGUAUACCAAUGUUACCAUCAGUUUACAGGAUGCUUUGGUAGGCUUUAACAUGGAUAUUGUACAUUUAGAUGGUCACAAAGUAGCAGUAUCUAGAGAGAAAAUUACAUGGCCCGGAGCACGUAUCCGUAAGAAGGGCGAGGGUAUGCCAAAUUAUGAAAAUAACAAUCUACAUGGCAAUUUGUAUAUAACAUUUGAUGUUGAAUUCCCUAAAAAAGACUUGGAUGAUACAGAGAAAGAAGAUUUAAAGAAAAUCUUAGAUCAAGCCUCAAUUAAUCGUGCUUACAAUGGUCUGUGAGAAGGCUCUGAAAAUAUGAGCUCUUUAAAAGCUGUAAAGACUUACAACAAAACACUUUAGUUAUUUAAUUUAGUUUGAUUUAUUUUUUAAUAAAAACUUUGUGAAUAUUAGAAUUUUUUCCAUUUGAUAUACAUAUAUUUUUUUGUGAAUGUAGUUUACUGAAAGAAAACCAAUCCUAAAAUUGUGAACACGAAUUUUCUUAAUAAAACUUUAUAAGUUUUUUUUUAAUAAUUUAUUUAAAUAGUAAACCAAAACCAUUUAUAAUAAAGAACACACAACAUGAUUGAAAAAAAAAAUAACAAA